This is a messenger RNA of Triticum turgidum subsp. durum (durum wheat), 312 nucleotides long. Lineage: Eukaryota; Viridiplantae; Streptophyta; Magnoliopsida; Poales; Poaceae. The record is from the annotation of a GenBank genome assembly.
AUGCCGCUGGGGCUGAUACUGAGCUCGAUCGGGAGGUCGAUGCGGCGGAAGCGGACGUCCUCGCUCAACAUCCUCUCCUCCAAGAGGGCGCCCCGGGAUUACUACAAGGGCAAGAACUGCAAGCCCACCGGGUUCCACACCCGCAAAGGUGACAAGUUAGACAGCAACUCUGAUCUGAACCUAAUUGUCUUCUCGGUAUCUUAUGCCCGCUGUUCGAGACCACAGCUCUUAUCACCUUCUGCUUCGAUGCGUCUUUUACAUUCAAAGAUGCAGGCCAUGGUCUGGUCGGUUGAGAAAUCUAAACGAUUUUGA